This is a messenger RNA of Penicillium malachiteum, 744 nucleotides long. RefSeq lists its product as uncharacterized. Lineage: Eukaryota; Fungi; Ascomycota; Eurotiomycetes; Eurotiales; Aspergillaceae. The record is from RefSeq and is a predicted model, not a curated record. The coding region runs from base 1 to 744 and encodes 247 amino acids. The transcript has a single exon.
AUGAGUUCGGCUGCCGCUACCCCUGCACCUACACCAGAAGUGCAACCCCGCUUCCAGCAGCUCUUCACCGAGCUAGAAACCCGCUUCAAGGUAACCAGCCUUGGCAGUGAUAAGUGGUACAUCCUUGCCAUCUCUACACUAGCUGCGAGUCCAGAUCCCGAGCGGGCCGAUCAACUCUAUCUGCACUUGAUCUCUCAGCCAGAGCACUCAACCUCACCGGCUCGUCAAGCUUUAAUAAGGCGUCUGCGUGAGGCGCUCAUAAAAUCAGUGCCCAUUGUUGGUGUCUGCAAGCCUAUCGAAGCCAUUCUGUCUAUUAACAAGUUCGAGCGCGACGAGGAUAAGGACUACACCUUUACUCGUGAGAACUGGCAAUCCGACGAGGCAAACCAUGAGCGUGGCUCGGCAUGGAUGCAAAAGUUGUAUUCUCGCAACACUGGUGGCACAUUGGAUUUGUUUGCUGCACACCGAGACUUCAAGUGGUUAUCCGAGGAAAUCACUUACGGUCUAUAUCUUUCAGAUCGUCAGGUUUUGGAUGAUGUGGAUACGCAGCUUGUUGUCUUGCCAGGGAUCAUGAGUCAAAACUUGCCGCUUGAGACACACUGGCAUAUUCGCGGGACAAGACGCUUAGGCCUGCCCAAGGAAGAGGUGCAGAUCAUUUGGGAUUGUGUUCAGCUGGUGUCUCAGUUCUUUGAUGUCAAGCUGAACAAGGUGCCGACAGUUGAGGCUGUGGAGUAUGAUGUUUGA